UUAAAAUAGUUGCAAGGUGCCCAAUAACCAUUCAGCAACGUUAUGCUUUUUAUUUUGAGUAAUUUUUUGCGCGCGUUUCGUGUGAAAAUGUGAAAAACAUUGCCGAUGGUAUUGAGUUUCUCAACAGCAGUGAAAAUAACUGCUGUGUGCAGCAACAGUGACGACAAAUGUGUGUAGAUGUGUGCGUGUGCAUGUAUGCUGAAAGAAAAACAACACAAAUAAGAAAAAAUAAAAUCGAAAAGGAACAGAAACAGAGAAAUUAUAUAUUUAAAUACGGAAAUUAAUGUAAAGUGUAGCGAAUACAAAACAGCAUAACUAAUGUACGGCGUAAAAAUGCUGCAGCUACUGCUGGUACGGCUGAAAAAAUGACCGAUGAGCGCAACGGUAACGGCAAUAAGAGCAAUAUUAACAGCAGCAGCAACAACAAUAGCAGUCCAACAAGCGUUGCCAGCCACAGCAGUAGCAACAGUACAAGCAGCAACAGCAACAGCAACAACGAUCGUUUAAUUGCAGAGGCGGCUGCAAAAUUUUUACUCAAAAAUGGUAUAAACGGCACAAAUACAGCAGCAGCAGCCGCAGCAGCCACACUGCUAACAGCAGCUGCAGCUGCUGUCACAUUUCAACUGCCUGCCGCACCAGAACUGAAGCCAACAACGUCUGCAACAGCAACAAACGCAACAAAUUCAGCUACAUCUUCUUCAACAGCAACAUCAACAUCCAAUGGCACCUCGCCCACAUUAUCAUCAACUAAAACAAACAGCAGUAGCAGCUCAAGUCUCACUAUGGCGACGGCCUCUGCUACCGCUCUCAUUGCCGGUGGAGCAGGCGUUGCAGCUCCAAAGGCGCCUGUCGAUGUUAUGUCCGGCGUGCUGGACUAUAGUGCAUUAAAUAGUCCCAGCGCGACAAAGAGCAGCAAAUUUGUGGGCACAGGCAACGGCAGCAGUAGUUUUGAUAUGGGCAGGCAUCCAAUAUCAAUGCACAGCAAUAACAACAUGUCCGGCUGUGGAGGCCGGCUCCAGUUUUUUAAAGAAGGUAAAUUCAUAUUGGAACUGGCACGUGGCGAUAAAGGCAGCUGGGUAUCAGUACCGCGUAAGCCAUUCCGCACACCAUCGGCAGCGACUUCGGCCACGGUAACGCCCACAUCGGCAGUGACAACAACGUAUCCAAAGAAUGAAAAUUCCACAUCAUUAAGCUUUUCGGAUGACAAUAGCUCCAUUCAGUCAUCACCUUGGCAGCGUGACCAACCCUGGAAGCAAACGCGACCGCGUCGUGGCAUUUCCAAAGAACUGUCGCUCUUCUACCAGCGUCCUAGGCACCAUGUGCUUAGCCAAAGUGCACGACAAGCUGCAAUGCGUAAACGAAGGCGUCCCUACGAGCCAACAAUUUCAACUGAGAAUCAUCAGUCAAUCUUUGAGCGCGUUUCUACGCAGGAAAAUGGCGAUGAAACGCUUAAACCUAUAGAAACUGAAACAAAGACACCCGAAGUGCAGUCGGAUGAGAUUAAAUCGGAGGCAAUCAAGGAGGAGUUGACUGAGAGCAAGAUGGAAUCGAAGGCAAAGCCGUGUUCCAGUGACAACAAAGACUCGAAUGUCUCAACAGCGAAAGCUGAGGCAGCAUUAGAGAAAAUGAACACAAGUGAAGAUGAGGAUGCUAUGUCGGUGACAGUGGACGAUGGGGCGGCUGCAGCCUGUGAUGGUUUGGUGAACGGCAAUGCGAGCGAAGUAAAUGGUGAUCCCAAAGCACACACUAAGUGUGAGACGGCCAGUGAAAAAGACUCAAGAAAAACAGGAGCACCAACAACAAAAUCAACAACGACGAUGACAGACAUAAGACUUAAAAAGCAGAAACCCAGAGCCAAGCUCAAUAGCAUCAUACAGAAAUUAAUUGACGGCGUGCCUGCGCGCCUAGAGCAAUUGUCAAAGACACCAGCGACGGGGGCGGCAACAGCGUCAACUGUGGUUUCAACAGCAGAUCGCAUCAGCAGCAACAGCAGCGGUGGCGGAGCCAUCGGUAGUCUAAGUCACUCUUUGGCGCAUAAGGUUUCGCCGCCAUCGUCGGCAGCGGCUGCCAGCCGUCUAGUCGAAUAUCAUCAUCAUCAACAUGUGUCUCCACGCAAGCGCAUUCUGCGUGAAUUCGAGAAGGUAUCGCUGGAGGAUAACAAUGGCUGCGUCAACAAUGGUAGUGGAGUUGGUGGCGGGAUUAGUGGCGGCGCUGGGGGAAAACGUAGCCGUGCAAAGGGCAGCACGGCAACAAGUGUAGUGGCCCCCAAAUCCAUGCCCAUCAAUUUGGCGCCGCCACAGGCUAAAGUUUUGGCAACGCCAACAACUUCAACGACCUCAGUAGCAGUAGCAGCAGCAGCUGUAGCAACGCAACCGACUCGACUGAAUAGCUCAUAUAGCAUACACUCAUUAUUGGGUGGCAGCGGUAGCAGCUCCUCCAAGAAGAGCCAUGACCAGCCGGCCGCAAUAAUUAGCAACGUGCACAAUCAGCAUCACCAUCAUCACUCAUUGUACGCCAGUUCCGCCAACUACCCACGCUCGACGCUCAAUUCACCCAAGUCACCGGAAAUGGGAGGCAGUAAUGGGGGUAAAUCGCCGUCACAUGCGGCUAGUAAGAAGCAACGUUCACCUCCUUAUGCAGCUGCCGGAUCACCGUUACCUAUCGACUAUGGACGACGCACACCGCCAGAUAGCUAUAAGUUGGCACAAGCGCACGCACAGCAGCUACAGCAUCAUUCCUUCUAUGCUCCAUAUGGUGGCGCUACUGUUUCGCCGCACAUUCCACAGACGGGUGGUGGUUCCGGCUCACGUGAUUUGCUGUCACCGCCUCGGUCUUCCAGCGCCUCGCCACGGGAGCCAGCAGCAGCUGCUGGUGCUGCCACUACACCGCACCGCACAGUGCCCAAAAAGACUGCAUCGAUUCGACGCGAAUUCGCCUCACCUACUGCCAGCAAUAGUAAUAGCAGUAGCGCGGCCAACAGUUGCCCCUCGCCAGGCGAGCGCAGCACUUCGUCCCCGGAAAGGCGGCAUCUUCAAUUGCAACGUGGCUCGCCUAGCGCUGUUGCUGCAGCUUCUGGUUCGCCAUUACACUACUACAUGUAUCCGCCAACGCAGCUGAAUGGCAGUGGCACGGGUAGUCCACAUGGAAUAGCGCCGAAUGCAACGCCCACGACAAGCAGCGCCGCGGUUGCCGCAGCUGCUGCCGCGGCUGCUGCAGCUGCAUACAUUCCAUCGGUAGUCUCGCCCUCUCUCUACCAUCCUUACAUAUCGACGCUUGCCGCGUUGCGUCACAAUCCGCUGUGGGUGCAGCAUUACCAGGCAGGUGCAUCGCCACUAUUGCCGCCACCGCCUCCGCAUCCACAUUCGCAUCCACAGACGAGUAGUGCGGCUGGAGCACGAUUAUCACCACAAUCGCCGUAUCAUCCAUUUAACUAUAAUGGUGUUAAUGCGGCCGCUGUGGCAGUCGCAGCGGCUGCGGCAGCUUCUGCUUUUGGGCAGCCAACAUCGAAUCCGCAUUUGGGACAUCCAACGCAUCCAGGGGCUUUGGGACACCAUAAUACGCCGCCUACACAUUUGGCCGAGCACAGAACGCAUACGCCAAAACUGACUGAUAUCUGUACUGAUCAAAUGUCUGCAGCGUCCAGUCAUCGCACCACUAUCUCCAGUUUACCGGCAGGCUCAAGCGUGCCCGUAACGUCUGCAGGUACAACGCAAGGUGGUGGUGGUGCAGGCAGCGGCAGCACUAUUAACUCAGUACAAUCCGCAAUGUUUCAAAAUAGUAGUCUAAGAAAUGAACUAAGUUCAGACUUACCACUGAAUCUGUCAAAACACUGAGACAUUCGCGUUCACUCCACCAUCCUCCUAGCCCCAUCCAUCCCAGCAGUUUCAGUGUGCGUUUGGGCAAACCCUCGAGUUAAGUACAUUAUUGCACUAGUAGCGCUUAAGACGACAUUCAAACAACACUACACACAUAAAACUUAUGGAUAAGUUCGCUGCUAUUUAUUAGUUGUAACUCAAUUGUUUUGCAUUAAGAUAGCUAGGGUUUAUUUUAAGGCCGAGAGACAAUUUAAACUACAAAGAAGAAAGAACAACUGCGAGUUUUUCUAUACAAAUUUUAAAAUGUUUUCAAAACCGUUCCAAAACCCGUUAGGAAUA
Molecule: messenger RNA, 4154 nt
Organism: Drosophila navojoa
Lineage: Eukaryota; Metazoa; Arthropoda; Insecta; Diptera; Drosophilidae
Gene: H
Product: transcriptional corepressor hairless
Source: RefSeq, a predicted model, not a curated record